Micropterus dolomieu (smallmouth bass) is the source of this 2187-nucleotide messenger RNA. RefSeq names its product claudin 2 (gene cldn2). Gene Ontology annotation, cellular component: plasma membrane; bicellular tight junction. Gene Ontology annotation, molecular function: structural molecule activity. The transcript has 2 exons. NCBI's taxonomy places the organism in Eukaryota, Metazoa, Chordata, Actinopteri, Centrarchiformes, Centrarchidae. The coding region runs from base 211 to 1020 and encodes 269 amino acids. The record is from RefSeq and is a predicted model, not a curated record. Gene Ontology annotation, biological process: cell adhesion; bicellular tight junction assembly.
CCGGGCUGCCACCACAACACUGCUUGACAAUUAGCAUGCUGACAAAGCCAAAAAACAUUUGCUUGCUCAGACUGGCUAACCUGAAGCUAAAUUUUUUUUAAGAUAAGGAACUUAAAUUUAGAAAGAAAUACUAGUUUAUUUGAAUUUUUGGAACUUAUACUUAGCUUCUAUAUCUAAUAUACACCGCCACCCAUACCAUCAGUUGUUGCCAUGGCAUCUGCAGCUCUGGAGCUGAUGGGCUUCUUCUUGGGCCUGCUGGGGAUGCUGGGUACCAUGGUCGCCACAGUGCUACCAUACUGGCAGAUUUCUGCCCACAUUGGCUCCAACAUUGUCACAGCCGUGGCCAACAUGAGGGGCCUGUGGAUGGAAUGCGUCUACCAGAGCACAGGGGCCUUCCAGUGUGAGACCUACAACUCCUUGUUGGCCCUGCCCUCCAACCUGCAGGCCUCUCGUGCCCUCAUGGUCAUCUCCAUUGUGCUGUCUGUCCUCGCCAUUGCCAUGGCGGUCCUAGGGAUGCAGUGCACUCUCUGCUUAGAGGGUUCAGGUGGAGUUAAGAGUCGGGUGGCAGGUGCCAGUGGGGGCUUGUUUCUUGCCGCGGGCUUCCUGGCACUCAUACCGGUGGCGUGGACCACACAUGAGGUGGUCCAGACCUUCUACCGACCCACCAUAUCGGCCAGCAUGAAGUAUGAGCUGGGGGACUGUUUGUAUGUUGGUCUGGCCUCUGCUCUCGCCUCCAUGCUGGGAGGGGGGAUGCUUUCUGUGUCAUGCUGUGAGGAGCAGGAUGGAGGCCGUGGGAGACGGCAUGCUGGUGGGUAUCCAUACCCAUUAGGAGGUGGCAUGCCGGGCACAGGGGCACGGACCACCUCACAGACCUAUCGCAACCCCAACCUGCAGGUGGGGGGCAUCAACACAGCCAGCAUGGUCCGCAAUACCAGUGGCAGCUCCCAGUCAAGUGCACAUGGAGUCCAGGGAGCCAAGAAGCCCAAUGCAGCAGGAUAUGACAUUACAGGAUAUGUCUGAGGUUACUGUUACUCCAUCACACGUUUAAAUGUGGUCCGCUGACAACUUUGUUUGAUUAACUGUAUUCAUAAAGUGUAUUUAAAUGAAUGUUCACACUAUAUACUUGACGGAGAAUCAAGACAAAUUAAAUACAUGACAAACAAAUGAGAGAUGAGUAAACUGUAUGACAAGAAUCUGGCUUGUCACGCUGUGUUUGAUGGCCUUUCUGCAAUCUGUGGUGGGUCCUUUUUUAAAGAUUUGUUAAAUAAAGUGCAAUUGUGGCAUUUCCGUACAAUUAGACUGCAACAAACUAUUUUACUGUUUUUUUCUCUGUUAAAGUUUCAUCUUUUCUUAAGACUGUACACAUUUAUAAGUGUAGGAUCUGACACAUUUCCAUUACUUUGAUAGCAACUUAUCUGUUAUGUAGGAAAGUCAAAUGACACACACACAGAGAAGCAUGUCCUCAUACUUAAACAAAUAAUGGGUAUUUUGUCAAAGCGGCCAAAAACGAUAUGACAAUACCAGUUCAGCAACAGGCAUACCGGACCUUAAAUCUGCUAUGGAAGUCAUAUGACGAAUGCGCCAUAUGGUACAAAAUGUUUUGAUUGGAAAUAUAUGGUUCUACAAUUUUACAUAUCAGAAAUACUUUCCAAAGAUCCAAAUUACAUUACACAAACCUUUCUAUGAUCUUACUGCAGCCGCUGUGUUCUGUCUAUACAUAAAGCCAACCAAUGCUUUGGUUUUGCUGCACGAGCACUGCAGACUGUAGGAAAAGAAAAAUAAGUCAAAUUUAAUGGCAUUGUAUUUAAAAAAUAUUAAUGGUUCAUGGAAAUGCAUCAUUCUCUCACUGAUGCCUGGACUGUUCGAACAUUUUGACUUCCUGUUGAUAUUUGGUAAUUCUAUAUUACUUGGACAGUCCACUGUUGAUAACUGUUAACUGUUUGCUGCUUUUGUAGAUAUUCACCGUCACUGUCAAAUCUGAACCCAAACCUGACAUUUCCAAUCUGAGCCCUACAGAAUACCUCUCACAGUACUGUAUCACCUGAAACCUUUUUUACCGACUCAUUACAGCCUAUCCAUUGCCAGUUAGCUAAUAUGCUACUGGACUUCCCACAUGAAGUGUAACCAAAAGUAUUCAAAUCUGUUUUCAUACUAAAUAAUGUUGUGCCUUAUUAUUAUUAUCAAAGU